This is a messenger RNA of Cucurbita moschata (crookneck pumpkin), 1462 nucleotides long. RefSeq lists its product as uncharacterized. Bases 138 to 1181 code for a protein of 347 amino acids. The transcript is spliced from 7 exons. NCBI's taxonomy places the organism in Eukaryota, Viridiplantae, Streptophyta, Magnoliopsida, Cucurbitales, Cucurbitaceae. Gene Ontology annotation, cellular component: transcription repressor complex. The record is from RefSeq and is a predicted model, not a curated record.
AUUUGAUUCUCCUCAACGGCACCCGCGAAUCCAAGCCCCCAAUCCAGUCGAUGCACGGAAAUUCAAGUUUUUUUCUUUCUUUUGGCUAAUUUGAUAUUCAAACAAUCAAACCACAUACACCCAAAUUCCCCGCCACCAUGCCCGACGACUCCCUCCCCAUCUCCACCAACACGACGCCCGCCGCCGCCGUUGCCCCCACCACCACUGUCGCUCCGGGUUCAUUAACUCUAACUACUGCUGCAGCCACUACCACUGCCGCUGUUAUUGCUCGUCCGCUUGCGAAUCAAGCUCCGUCGAGACCCAUUUCUUCAAUUCCUCAAACCCACCAUCUCCACUACCCUCCUCAAGCCCUCUACGCGGCGCAGCGCAUCCCUAUUCGAACUCCUAACCACCAAUUGCCGAAGAUUCAGCAAGAUGCAUCUCAGGCAAUUCUUUACCCUGUUGCUUCCUCCGGCCGCGGCUUCGUUCCUCGCCCCAUUCGACCUCUUCCCGCCGAUCAGGCGGUCACGGUAGCCAACCCUGGCGGCUACCCACAUCGCCCCGUCGUCACUUUCCCGCAUCGGCCGAUUGGGUCGCCUCAUUUGGACUCCAUGAGCCAUCCAAUGCACUUGGCGCGACCUCCCAAUUUGCCGCAGCAGUUGAUUUCCCUUUCUGGGUCCGCCAUUUCGGGCUCGAUUAAGGGUGCCCCCAAUUCCUCUGAUCCAAAGGUUUUUCCUCCAUCAACAAUCUGCGAGUCAAAUGGAUGUAAAGAAAUGAGAGUCAGAGAUGAUGCUCUUGCUGUGAUUAGAGAUCGAAAAGUCCGAAUAACUGAUGGGGCUUCUCUUUAUGCACUUUGUCGAUCAUGGUUGAGGAAUGGCUCUCAUGAAGAAUGCCAGCCACAAUAUGGGAACUUUUUGAGGCCUCUUCCAAGACCUUUGCCCAUACCCGUGGCUGGUGCUGUUUCAUCGCAGAAGAAGGAAGUCGUCGGAGACGAAGUUGACGAGGAAGAUAAGGAUGAGGGAUCCAUUGAGCAGUUGUCAUCGCAAGAUCUAUUAAAACGGCAUGUUAAACGAGCAAAGAAAGUCCGAUCACGAUUGAGGGAAGAACGGUUGCAUCGAAUUGAAAGAUACAAAACCCGGCUCGCUCUUCUCCUUCCUCCGCCAGUCGAGCAGUUGAGAACUGAUAAUAUUACUGGAAGCUGAGUGGUUCAUCCCAAAAAACUUACCCGAUAAACAUUCAAUGGAAGCGCGGGGAGGAUUACAUGUAGGUAAGCAUAGGAAGGUAUUUGAUAUAGUUAGGUGAUUCUUGUUCUGUCUUGGCAGCAGUUUGUAUCAUGGUGCUUUCUAUCAAGUUUUAAAAAAAGAAGACACAAUGAGUAGGGCCAUGUGAAUAGUGAAUAAUUGUUCCUUACACUCUUGUGUGUGUGCGCGCGCGCUUUGACAAAUACCAUUAGUAUCCAUUGAUGAUGAUGAUGAUACCUACA